This is a messenger RNA of Lepisosteus oculatus (spotted gar), 5587 nucleotides long. NCBI's taxonomy places the organism in Eukaryota, Metazoa, Chordata, Actinopteri, Semionotiformes, Lepisosteidae. The record is from RefSeq and is a predicted model, not a curated record.
UCCUAUCUACUUCAGGCUACUUUCUUAACCAUUGUGCUUUCAUCGUGUGUCCCUGACCUGAGAGACAGUCAUUGUUUUUCUGCAGGAGCCGAUUUGCCUGGCUGUUCACCAGAGCUUCCCUAUCAGAGAACUGCUUUACCUGCUGCCCCUGUUAGUGCAUCAGAAAUAGUGCCGUAACACUGGAAACCAGAUCUGAUUGGACCUACUGGCCUUUCCCAUUAAACGCAAUGGUUCGGUGGCAGCGUGUAGUCAGAAUCCAGGUUUGAGGAGCUGUCUCAGUUUCAACUUGUGUUUUACAUGAUUGUACGGAUGUUUAAUUAUUAAGGACAGGAUAUGAUUGGGAAAAGCCGUCACUUAAUCUUAACAGGUAUGGAGGAGUUUUCUUUGUCGUCUAACCUCUCUUAAUAUUCUGUUUCCUUCAGCUUGCAGCUGGAACACAGGAUGUUGUCUUCAGCGAAAUGCCCACACAAUCCUAGCAAAUGAAAACAUCAUUGCUUUGAAAUGGAAAUAAGUUGUUCAUUAUUAUUAUGAACAAUUCAUUGAAAAGCUUGACAUUUCAAUUUAUACUAUAGUUCUGUUCUGCGUUUCUUUUCUUUGUGUGGUUCUUGCGCAUGGAUUUUGUUUUGAAAAUUGAAACAUCAUCCCUUCAUUGUGCCUCUUAAAUCUUACUAAGAAACAUCUGUUUGAAAAUCAGAUAUAUGCUGGGAGUAACUUUAAGAUAUGAUUGUGUAUAUAUUGUGGACAUGUUAGUCAGCCAUAAAGAUAACUGGAGCUACAUCAAACCUGCAGUGUUUUCCUCUGGUAAUUUCACUAUAACAGGCUGGAAGAAUUACAUAAUUAAUUAGUGCUUGCAAUUAUCACUUAAUGCAAAAAGAAUAGGUCCCUAUUUUCCAGAAGUACUGGAUAUGUAUACACGUUCUGUAUGCAAUAGUUUAAAUAUCUUCAUACGCUACAGUAAGAAUUCUGUGGCAGAAUGCAUACACUGUUUAUAUAGAGAGAGGUCCAGUACACCUGUAGUGUGCAUGCUACAUGAUGUUCUUCCAAAAUCUUUUUACAUACAGUAUAUUAGUUAUCACAUCAAAUAAGCCAGUACUUGGAAGUAUAGAUAAAUAUACAGAGUUAGAGAAAAGGGAAAAGUAGAUAUUUUAUUCUGUUUAUGCUCAGUGAGUAAAAUCCGUUCGUCUUGAUGGCUUAUCUCUCGCACUACUCUCCUCCCCGGGGUUGGACAGGGCUGGCCGUAGCCACCUUCAUCUUGGCCCUGGACGCUGGGUCUCAAUCCAAGUCACUAGACGCAGAGAUGCUGGUGAGCAGGAGGAAAGAUCUGAAGAACCGCUGGCUGGACUUCUUUGGUACGAAGAAAAGGUGCACCUGCUCGUUUUACGUGCUGGACGAAGGCUCCCGGCCCUAAACGCGGAUUCACUCCUUUAAGACGGUGAAAACGCACCGUAUGCUGCACUGCUCCAACACGGUGGAGCAGCUCUGCACCUCGACCUGCUUCUCUCAUGCCAUGAGGUUCCUGCGCAGCACGCCCUGCCUGGCCAGCGUCUUCUGCAGCCAGCUGGGCACCGUGCCACGGGCCACCCAAGUUGGACUUGUGAUCUGGAGUCCGCAGUGUUUUCCAGCCCGUCUUGUCUGGUGCACGAAGUACAAGCUAACGUGUGAGAAUGGAAGCUAUAUCGGCUCAUAGGGACUCUACCCUGGAACACUCCACAAAACUCUCCUAGUUUUCUAGCCUGUGCAGAUUGGUGUUUCUGGAUGUUAUUUUUCCUCAUUUCUUUGGUUUCAUGAAAUAUCCCACUCGAACAUCUGCUUUAAUCCAGACAGUAUGUUUUCAGAAAAUAUUAAUGCGGCUUUCAAUGCUUUUGUAUGAAUCUCCCUCUUUUUCACUUUUAAUGUUAUUCACGGAAUCUAAUAAGUGUUUUAACUAGUGAGUUUGGAACCGUUUAUAAAGAAAUGCAAUGCUAGAGAGGCUGUAUUUUGGUGAAGUUUCCUGUUUUUAUUCAGCAGUGAGUGUUAGAGGUAUCAGUUCUAACGAAAUAUGUUUUUCUUUAAUCUUCAAAUGUCAUUACUUGUGUUGGGUGCAUGGCGGAAGAGCUUGAAAGAUCACAUCUUAAUUUCUCAACUAAUGCCUUAAUGGCCAACACUGAUGCUGUCAUUUCUUUGUGACCAAGAACAUGUGGAAUAAAAUCAUUCCCGCCUGAUUUAUUAUACGUCUGUUACCUGGUUUGUCCACACUUCAGGUAAGUACUGUGUGGUAGGCCUGCCAAGUCAAGUCAGAAAGCAGCCAACAGAUUCCUUUCCAUACUUCUGAUGGUAAUUAAAUAAGAUGCACUCAAUCUGGGAAUGUGAACUCACUGGCAUGAAAGAGACUAGCAGGCUAAUAGGGCUGUGGGUUUCUAAGGGCCUGUAAAUCUUAGAAGGUCUUUGGUGACUGCGAGGUCCACAAAUCGCAAGUUAACUACUUGACACCUGGCUGUGGAAAAUACAUGUUAUACUGGAGAGUGUUGAAGAUGACACUUGCAAAAGACUAGCAACUGUCUUGCAACAGAUUCUCCUUAGAAUGGACUGCACAGAAGACAGACCAGUGCUGACUGACUGGCUUUACAUAAAUAACAAAGAUUAAGGCACAAUAUUGGCUCCCUAAAGAUAGGGUUGCAAAUAAUCUUCAUAGGGGCAGGUCACCUGACGUUAAUAAAUUUGUCAAGAGAAUGGCAGAAACACAGGAAAGCGCAAAGGUGUCUGUGUUCUGAACUCAUACAGUAAGAAGCAGCCUGUGUGUUGCAGCAUGAGCAAAAAUAAGCAUUUGCAAUUUAAAGUGCUAAAUCUUUUGACCUGUUUGUUUCAUUCAGCACAAUUGCAAAACCCUUGCUCUGUCUCAGACCAGUUGCAAAGAUCUAGAAGCACGAUUGAAUGUGCACUCAUUCUUAAGGAAAAUAGACUAUUUGUCUGCUGUGUUCAAACAAGAGCCGACCCAGAGCCUCUCUGAAUAUAGGCCACCACUGAGAAGGUGACCUUCAGACAGAAGGUGGUAUAGUGGAAAAAGAUGGGCAGCAUUUUUUCAUUGAUCUUUCAGUUCAAAACGGUAGCGCUUUACUGCUUUUCCUUCCUGUUUGCGGCGUGCUGUGGUUUUUUAAUCAGCAGGGGGAUAACUGCGUCUCACUGGGUUUUGCAGCCUGUUGCUUUCAGCAGUGCGUCGCGAACUGGAGAUGCAUGUAGGAGCCAGAUACCGUUGAAGAGCCUCACGCAUCCCUCCAGCUGCUAGGUUCUGCCAUGGAUUUGGAGGGUCUCCGGCAGGCCUGGGGGGGACGUCUGAGCAGGCUGCAGCAGAGGGACUGUCCUGAGCUAGCUUGUCUGCUGCUGCUUCUGCCUCUGCUGUUGUCCUGGAUUGGGAAAACAGCCUGGACCCUUCCUCUCCAAGAAAGGUUUUAUGCUGAACUGCACACAACUGCCGCUCUGACUGCUGUCCGUCUCCAUGCCCAGAAUGACCCAGUUGCUUCUGUAACCUGGAAGAAGAUCAGUAUGACUGGGAGCAAUCCAGUCAAUAUUCUAAUGCAUAACUCCCAGUCUGACCCAAUAAUUUUUGGGCAGUACAAAACAAGGAUACAGCACUAUCUUGAUAACAGUACUCUGGUGUUGAAGGAUGUGACAGAGGAGGAUGAGGGUCUCUAUGAGGUCACCUGGGAGCUACAGAAUUCAAACCUGAUUAGGAUUAAUACGAGUUUGUCCAUAAUUCCCCCUCUCUCAGAGCCCAGAAUCUCCAUUUCCUCGCCCAGCUCUCAGGCUGGGCUGACCCUGACCUGCCAGGUCACAGGCGGAUCUGGGGCUUCCUAUUGGUGGCUGAGGGAUGGCAGGCCCCUCCCCCAGGACGGCCGGCACUCUGUGAGUGACAGGAACACGUCUCUGCAGAUCGGCAACCUGACGGCAGCGGACUGUGUGUCCUACAGCUGUGUGGCAGCCAACAUCCUGAGGAGCAGAGAAGUUCACAUACAGCUCACUGGUGAGAACUUCACAUUCUGUUCCCAAACCUUAGGACUGGCCCUGCAGCCCAGAUUUAUCCUGUCAAUAGCAGCUGGAUCCUUCUGUUUGUUGGGUUUGUGCGUUAUUGUCUUCUGUGUGAGAAAAUUCCACCAGGAAAUGCUGCAUUGGUUCAGAGAUCUUUGGAACAAAGACUCAAUCAAACUAAGCAGAGGAGGGAGGAGGCUCAGAGAAAACCAGGGACUCGAGAUGAUGGAGGAACACGUUUAUAACGAAGUGAUUGACGAGCAGGGUGCAGCUGACCCCAAGCUCCAGGCGCAGUACGUCUAUCUGGGCUUCAUGCCCCUCAGCGAGCGUCAGUGCUCCAGGCCCCUUGGACAGGAGCUCGACGAUCUCGGCUAUUCAACGAUCGGUCCGGCUCCUGGAGCAGGGCCGUCUCUGGACAGCAACUCUGCCACAUGGCCUGCACAACGAAGGCUUCAGUGAAACUGGAGCAAAGCUCCACUGCUAGAGGAAGUAAGCGACUGGAAAGGGACCCCUGAAUGGCACAGAUCCACAGGCUUCUGUAUUAAUGUUCUUGUUUCCCUCAACAUACACGUGAUGAGGCUUACGCGUCUAUUUAUGUUGUCAUGUAUUGUCAGUGGUUUGCUGCAAAUGGCAGAGGGGCACCGUGACUUUCAAAGCUGCCAUAAUGCACAAGAGGCCACUGUUGUUACUGAUAUUUGCCACACUACAGUGCCCUUUGGAAACAUUGCUGUGAUCAACACUCUGCCCAGGAAAUCCAGAUCCUCUGACGGGAAAUUGGUGAUUUUAUUGCACUGUGCACCUGACACACACCCUGUGUACUGUAUGUCACAUACCAAUUGCAGUAUAAGGCAACGGGCAACGCAGGACCGAGCCUAAAAUGACAAUGCAGGGAGACACGCUGGUAUUCCACUCUUUGCUCUGAACACUAUGAAGUAAAUGGAAGCAAAUUCUGCAAAAACAUAUAACCCCAUGUACUGUAUGCUAGCUAACAUGUUUUACACGAGGCGUCUGGGGAGAUUAGCCCUUGUGUCUGGGCGUGUCCAGCUCUGGACCGAUGUCCUGUCCAGGCUGUACCCUGCCUUGUACCUGUUGCUUGCUCACCUGCGACCCUGUGUGGGAUAAAGAGGCUAGAAAAUAAAGGGGUGGAUGUUGUCCUGUUCAUGUGUAACUUGUUUGCUGGUGGUAAUAUUAUUACAGUUUACAUGAAAAGCAAAUGUUCAAUCUUGUUUGCUACUGUUAGUAUGAUACUGUUAGUUAUCUUUCCUUAUUUUCUUGUCUUGUUUUCGGGAUUUUUGAAACUCCUGUUUGAAACCAAACUAGAUUAAACAGCUAUGCAGGACUAGCUAGGGAAAUUGUAACAGCUUUGACCAUCUUACCGUACGAGAAACUCUAUCUGAAAACACGGCUUAUGUAUAAUACAGGUGAUUUCACAAUGCUCAGAAAUGGAUUAUGGAGCAUGGAUUGAAUGUUUUUUAUGGGAAUAAUUAAAAAAUGCUUUGUAGAUAUGUCUUCCUUAGUUAUUGCGUGAAACAGAUUAAUGUAAUAAUCACAAUGUAAGAUAUACAUAAACCUAAUACUUUUUAAA